Molecule: messenger RNA, 1676 nt
Organism: Onthophagus taurus
Lineage: Eukaryota; Metazoa; Arthropoda; Insecta; Coleoptera; Scarabaeidae
Source: RefSeq, a predicted model, not a curated record
UGUGUCGUAUAUGAUUUUUACUCAUAUCAUUACCCUAAAAUAUUUACCAUUUCUUUAAAUAUACUUUUUUUUCUAAUUUAUUCUAGGUCAAUUUUUCAAGAUAUGGUCAGUAUGGAUAUGUUAAUAAUGAAAAUAAUGAAUUUCGCACAACGUUUGGUUGAUGCAGACCGAGCAUCACUUUUCUUAGUCGAUUCUAAAAACAAAGAGCUUUACGCAACAAUUUUCGACGUCGGUGUAGAAACGCAUCGCGAUGGUUUAGACGAAGAAAAUGAUGACAACAUAAGAAUGCAUACAUCAAAAGAAAUAAGAUUUCCCUUAGGAACGGGAAUAGCGGGCCAAGUUGCAAUGACCGGGGAAAUCCUAAACAUAUCUGAUGCUUAUUCAGACGAACGGUUCAAUAGAACUGUUGACCAAUUAACCGGUUACAAAACACAAACUAUUUUAUGCAUGCCGAUUUAUAUAAGGGGAUCGAUAAUCGGAGUAGUACAAAUGGUAAAUAAACAUACCGGAAUGUUCAAUAAAGAGGACGAGGAAGCUUUCGAAAUGUUUGCUGUUUAUUGCGGUUUGGCGUUACAUCACGCGAAACUUUACGAUAAAAUACGCCGUUCCGAGCAAAAAUAUCGUGUUGCUUUGGAAGUUUUGAGUUACCACAAUAGUUGUAACGAAGACGAAUUUUAUACGGCUUUAAAAGAAGGACUUCCCGAGAACGUAAUCGGAAUUGAUGAUUAUUAUUUCAACGCAUUCGAAAUUGAGGAUUAUGAAAAAGCUCGCCAAUCUAUUUAUAUGUUUAUCGAUCUCUUUGGGUUAACGAGAUUCGAUAAAAGCAGUUUACUUAAAUUUACCUUAACUGUAAGAAAAAAUUAUAGAAGGGUUCCGUAUCAUAAUUGGACCCAUGGAUUUUCUGUCGCUAAUUGCAUGUAUAGUAUUAUUAAACAUUCUGAUAAUGUGUUUAGACCAAACGAAGCGCUAGCUCUUUUUAUAGGGGCUCUAUGUCAUGAUUUAGAUCAUCGAGGAAAAAAUAAUAAAUUUAUGCUUGAUACGGAAUCUCCACUUGCUGCUAUUUAUUCUACAUCGACUAUGGAGCAUCAUCAUUUUAAUCAAACUGUCACAAUUCUACAACAAGAAGGGCACAAUAUUUUCAGCAAACUUUCUAGUAGUGAAUACAAACAAGUUCUAAGUUUAAUUAAACAUUGUAUUUUAGCAACAGAUUUAGCACUAUUUUUCCCAAAUAAGGCAAAAUUAAACCAGAUCGUUCAGGAGCAAUCGUUUUCAUGGUCAAACCAAGAGCAUCGAUUACUCAUUCAAGCAAUUGCAAUGACUGCUAGUGAUUUAUCGGCAAGUGCAAAACCUUGGAACAUUCAAGUUGAAACGGUGAAGAUUAUUUUCGAGGAGUUUUAUCAACAAGGUGACGCUGAACGAGCAGCUGGAAGGAAACCGAUUCCGAUGAUGGACAGGUAUCAACCCGACCAACAAGCUUCAUCUCAAGUUGGAUUUUUAAUGGGGAUUUGUAUGCCGUGUUAUGAUCUGUUGUAUUCAUUAAUUCCGGAAACUAAACCGUUGUUGCAAAUGUGCAAAGAAAAUCUUGAACGAUGGCAGAAUAUCGAUGAUGAAAUCAAGAAAAAGUAAUUUUUAAUUGAGCAAUUUUCCACAUACUAUUAAUUUAUUUCUAGAGUUAC